AUGCUUUGUUUGUGGUUCUGGAUUUUCUUUUUUACUUCUUUAUUUUUUCCAUUUAUUUAUUUGUGUUGUACUGUAUUUAGCUCAAUGGAUGUUGCGGAAGCAGAUUGGAUUUUGGAGCGUUCUCCACCCGAUGCUCUCAACAGGGCGAUUUCGACAGUAUUUCGUCGUCUUUUGGCGAAUAUUGUAUUGGAACCUGAAAAUCCAAAGUAUCAUGUAGUCCGAGAAGAGAAUAAGUUUAUCCGUGAUACAUUAAACCCACUGCCAAACAGUGUAGUAGAAGCCUUAUUCGCAGGCAUAGGGUUUAAGCGAACGCAAAAAGCCAAUUCAGAGACAAUUUAUGUUUUUACAGGAAAUACUGAAAAUAUCAAGGAGGCAGAUUAUUUUCUAUCGCACUUGGAAGAUCGUAUAGAAAAAGGACAGAGAAAAGAAGCAGAAAUGCAUUUCGUUCCACCAGAAACUAAAGUAAAUCGAGAACGAGAAGAAAGACGCCAGCAAGUUCUUCAAGAAAUCCAACGGGAUGCGGAAAAACGUCAGGGUGAGACAACUGGGAGCGAACCCCCAACCCUUAUAAAUGCCUUUUAUCCCGGUGACUACACAUUGGUGGAGAACCUAAUAGAAAAAUCGAGGCGAACUCUUCUAAGUACAGGAAGAGUGCGAAAUUUUCUCUUUGAAGGACGACACUUUACCUUGCGACGUAUGGCUCAUGGAAGGGUAUAUGUAUGUAAAGAAGGAUGUGGAACAGAUUUUCUGGAGGCGCAUUGGCAUCUUUUUACCGGAAAGAAUUUGAUGUACUCCUAUGUGGCUCAUCUGUCACCAGAUGCAUCUGCCAUGAUGCAUCUUGGAGUUGAGCAUGGUUAUCAGUACAACUCUUUGCCAGGCACAAAAAACUUUCGAAGAACAGUUCAUUUUAGCGCUAAACGAAUAAAUGAGACGAAUGGCUUACUGGAAUAUAUCGAACACCCUGAUCGGCCUUCGGAAACAUGUAUUUAUUGUGGCAAACCCUUUUCAGAGUUGUUUCUUUGA
This is a messenger RNA of Trypanosoma cruzi, 1023 nucleotides long. RefSeq lists its product as uncharacterized. The coding region runs from base 1 to 1023 and encodes 340 amino acids. The transcript has a single exon. NCBI's taxonomy places the organism in Eukaryota, Euglenozoa, Kinetoplastea, Trypanosomatida, Trypanosomatidae. The record is from RefSeq and is a predicted model, not a curated record.